Molecule: messenger RNA, 1283 nt
Organism: Teleopsis dalmanni
Lineage: Eukaryota; Metazoa; Arthropoda; Insecta; Diptera; Diopsidae
Product: growth arrest and DNA damage-inducible protein GADD45 alpha-like
Exons: 1
Coding region: 511-996 (161 amino acids)
Biological process (GO): regulation of cell cycle
Cellular component (GO): nucleus; cytoplasm
Source: RefSeq, a predicted model, not a curated record
CGAACGCUCUUCAGUGUGGUUAUUCAUUGUGAAAUUAAAAAUCAAAAUUGAAACAAGCCGAAGCAAACGCAGCGGAUAAAACGCGCUAAGAAAUCUCAAGUGAAAAAGUUACGGAAAGAAUUUCAUAACAAAUCAAGAAAAUUUAAGUUUAGCGGAAAAUCGCGAAAAACUACCGGCAAAUCAUAAACAAAACGCAGUGGAUUAAAUUUACACAGCAAAGAAACAAAAACAAUCAAAAAGAAGUGUUAAAAACAAAAAAUUGUCACAAAAGACAUUUUGCAUACAAAAAAUUUGAACAAUUUGAAGAAUUUGAAAAAUUUGAAGAAUUCAAAGAAUUUAAAGAAAUUGAAACUUUCUGAAGAAAGCAGUGUUAAAAUCACAAACUUUAUAAGUUUACAAAAAUCUACACAAACCUCAGCGGAUAUAGCUGCCUACCUUACAACAGUGCAAUAUAAAAGCCUGAAAAUUCCUCCAUACGAGCAACACUUUGCCUUUACUAGUGAACACAAAAUGGUCGUAGAAGAAACCCAAUACCACAGUAUUUCCAAUAAAGAAAACAUUGACAACGCCGUCAUGGAUUACUCAAAAAUUGGACGCACAGUCAAGUCAGCAUUGCUGAAAGCCCAAGCUGAAUCCCGUGUCAUUGUGGGCCUCAGUGCAGCCAUUAAAGUCUUAUCGAAUGCACCUGAAGGUUCACUCUUCUGUUUGAUGGCUGUACCAGAAGACGGUGACUCUGCCAUGCACAUGCAUGAGGUGCUACUCGAAGCCUUCUGCUAUGAGAACGACAUUUACGUCAUCAAAGUCGACAGCGCAGCCAAAUUAAGCCGCAUCUUGGGUAAAACAGAUAUGGAAUCAUGCUGUCUUGUACAGAAAAGCUGGUCUGGUGAUGAUCAGCACGAAGAACAACUCAACAAAUCAGAAAAUCUAUUAGUUGACUAUUGUGAAGCAUUUUGGGAUUCACCACAGCAUCCCAUUGUUGAGCUACCAAACGUGUGAAUUUGUGUGUGUGUGUGUGUGUGCAGUAAGCAAUUUUGAACAAAAUCCCUACUGAGAGGGUAAAAAUGGUUUAAAAAUAAUGAAAUACGUCCACGGUGUCUGGAUAAUGCCGACAUUUGCUGAAUGUUGAUAUAAUAACAAACAAAUUUUGGAUAAUAAUGGAGUAACCCUAAUUUAAGUUAUCUACUUAAUACUUAACAAUUAACGGGAAUAUUCAAGUUGCAAGUAUUCCAAAACUUAUGUAUGUAUGUAAGACUAUCUAUCACAAGCUUACGUUUAAGUUAAAA